Molecule: messenger RNA, 1653 nt
Organism: Pristis pectinata (smalltooth sawfish)
Lineage: Eukaryota; Metazoa; Chordata; Chondrichthyes; Rhinopristiformes; Pristidae
Gene: sh3bgrl3
Product: SH3 domain binding glutamate-rich protein like 3
Exons: 3
Coding region: 72-350 (92 amino acids)
Cellular component (GO): cytoplasm
Source: RefSeq, a predicted model, not a curated record
CGAAGUGCAGCUUGCAAGUUAGUGUCUGUGUAUGUGUAUGUGAGUGAGGGAGAGAGAGAACCAGCGGCGAAAUGAGUAUAAGAGUGUAUUACACAACCGUUGCCGGCUCCAGGGAGGUGAAAUCCCAGCAGUCAGAGGUGACUCGCGUCAUGGACAGUAAAGGCAUCAAGUAUGAAAUGAUCGACAUUGCACAAAAUAAUGCUUUGAAGGAGGAGAUGAGGAGCAAGUCAGGAAACCCCAGCGCACUGCCUCCUCAGAUCUUCAAUGGCGAGCAGCACUGUGGGGGUUACGAGGACUUUGUGGAAGCUGUGGAAACGAGUGACGUGAGGAAGUUCCUGAAGCUCGACUAAAUUCCCUCUGUGCCAGAUUGACGAGAGGCAGAGUGCAAAGCCAACCCUGAUGCAACUCACUCACCCGCAUGCAAUCCUAAUCAUACAACCCUGUUGGAACCACCAACAAACAGCAACAGCUUCCCUGUUUGCUCAGCCUUCGCUCCUUGAUUGGAAGCUUGUCGCCAAUUCUUCCAUUCCAUUGCCAUUCUUCCACUAACUAUUAAUGAGUUAAGCCUAGUUAUUCCACGACUGAAUUAAAACCUUGCCAUUCCUCAGGGUAAGGUCUUGGAUGCAAAAUCAAAUGGGGAGGGUGUUGAGUGACUCAUAGUCUAGGGGAGAGAUGCUUGAUGGGAGGGCAGGUGUGAUUCAGAGUGCCACUGGAUGGGACCAAUUUAGAAAUUUUACUCCCUCUCACUGGGUAUUUGGGAUGUGAGGGUGAAUGAAUGGAGCAGAGGGUCUGGGUCCUGAACUGGUAUUGGGGAAUGGGAACAAACCUGGGAUUGGAUUGGGAAGGGGCAGAUGCUGUUGGAAAGUAUUGGGUCCUUGGAUGGAAGAAGGGAGCUUGCUGGGAGGAAUAGAGGUGGUGCAGUCCUUGCCUGCAGUGUGAGGGCGGGGGGUGGUGGUGAGCUAGUGGAAAGAUUUUUUUUCAUGUAGUGGGAUGUGCCUCAAUAAAUGACCUUUAUUGGGGCUGCCUCAUGUACUUAUUUUUAAAUGCCGUUGAUUACCACUAAUACCCUGGAUGUUACAUCAUUAAACCAGAUAUUACAGGAUGGGUCUUAAAGGAACCAGUGGGAUUUGGAGAGGUGGCUCAUUCUCACUCAGCUUUGCGAGGUGCCCAUCAUGGGUUCCAUUACUGCAGGUGAGACACACUGGCUUCUUGUUGACCAUCUCCGUUGGGUAUGUGGGUCGUUGAAAUGAUCUUGGUUCUGUUGGGUUUGGCACCCUGUUCUGUCAGUAGUGGCCCGGGACAAGGCUUUCCGUUUUACACCCCGCGACCGUACCCACAAACUCCGAACAUUCCACGACUGAGGUUCACUCCCUGCUGCAGCCUCUUCGGUGCUUUAAUUCAUUAUGUAAACGAGAUUGCAAUUAUCACGGGAAUGUCUGCUUGGAUGCACAGCAGCUGUUAGGGAAAUGCUUCAAAGUCAUUGCAAGGCCUGUGCACUCACACUCUUAACUUUUUCUUUCACUCUAUUUUCUCUCUUUUCCCUCUUCGCAGCUCUCUCUCCUUUUUGCUAUCUCAACCUGGACCAAGUAGGUUUUCUGCCAAAAUAUUAAAUAAUGUCUUCCAGGAAGAUAUGAAAUGUUUUGAACUCUCCAA